AGGCAUCCGAGGUGAGGCGUGCGAGGCGGCUGUGCCCCCCGAGCACGGACAGACGGACACAAGCACAGACAGACGACAGGCAGACACGCACACGCGGACACACGGCCACACGCACACCCCGCCCUGCCCUGCGCUGCGAGCGGGUGCAACCCCGGAGGCGAUCCUGGAGAACAACCUUUCCCUGUCGCUGUUGCCGGCUCCCGCAGGGCUGGACCCGGGGAGCUGCGUCGCGGAGCAAACUUCGCCCAAAGGGCUGAGCUCGCCAGCCUGGUGCCUGCAGCCGGAGCCGGCCUCCGGCUUGGCGGGCAGGGGCCAGGUGUCCUGGAACAAGUGCGGCCCGGCGGGAGACUGGCUGCCCGGCGGCAGGCAGAAGGUCUGCGAGCAGAUGGGUUCCGAUGUCCGAGACCUCAACGCGCUGCUACCUUCCGUGCCCUCCCUGCCGGGCAACAGCAACUGCACCAUGCCGGUGAGCAGCGCGGCGCAGUGGGCUCCCGUCCUGGACUUCCCCCCGGGGGCCUCCUACGGCUCGCUGGGGCCGCACUCCUUCAUCAAGCAGGAGCCGAGCUGGAACGGGUCGGACCCGCACGAGGAGCAGUACCUGAGCGCCUUCACCGUCCACUUCUCCGGCCAGUUCACGGGCACGGCCGGGGCUUGCCGCUACGGGCCCUUCGGCGCCCCGCCGCCCAGCCAGCCGCCCUCCGGCCAGGCUCGGAUGUUCCCCAAUGGGCCCUACCUGCCCAACUGCUUGGAGAGCCAGCAAGCCAUCCGCAACCAGGGUUACAGCACCGUGGCGUUUGACGGGACCCCGAGCUAUGGCCACACGCCGUCUCACCACGCCGCUCAGUUUACAAACCAUUCCUUCAAACACGAGGACCCCAUCAGCCAGCAGACCUCACUAGGGGACCAGCAGUACUCGGUGCCUCCCCCGGUGUACGGCUGUCACACCCCCACCGACAGCUGCACGAGCAGUCAGGCCCUGCUCCUCCGGACCCCCUACAACAGUGACAAUUUAUACCAGAUGACCUCCCAGCUUGAAUGCAUGACAUGGAAUCAAAUGAACUUGGGAUCCACACUGAAGGGCCAUACAGCAGGAUAUGAAAAUGAGAACCACAGUGCUCCCAUGUUAUACAGCUGUGGGGCCCAAUACAGAAUACACACCCAUGGAGUUUUUAGAGGCAUACAAGACGUCCGGCGGGUGCCAGGAGUAGCUCCGACCAUUGUCCGAUCAGCAAGUGAGACAAAUGAGAAACGCCCCUUCAUGUGUGCCUACCCUGGCUGCAACAAGAGAUACUUCAAGCUGUCCCAUCUACAGAUGCACAGCAGGAAGCACACUGGUGAAAAACCUUAUCAGUGUGAUUUUAAGGACUGUGAACGGAGAUUUUCUCGUUCAGACCAACUCAAACGGCACCAAAGACGACACACAGGUGUGAAGCCCUUCCAGUGUAAAACCUGUCAGAGAAAGUUCUCUAGAUCUGAUCACCUGAAGACUCAUACCAGGACUCAUACAGGUAAAACAAGUGAAAAGCCUUUCAGUUGCCGGUGGCCCAGCUGUCAAAAAAAAUUUGCCAGGUCUGAUGAAUUAGUUCGUCAUCACAACAUGCACCAGAGGAACAUGACUAAACUGCAGUUGGCCCUUUAGACAGUUCAAACAAGUGAAUAAACCAGAUGGGACAUUAUGAGCUACUGCAAACUUUAUCAGCCCUCUUCGGUCACCUCUGUCAGAAAGCUGCAGCUGUCUUCGCAUCCCACUUGACACAAGUUAACUAAACUGUAGGAUUGUGCUCAGCCUUGUCUUCCCUUUGGACUUACAUGAGUUCCUAUCCAAUAAAUUCAAGAGAUUUUUACUUGUAAUUUUGUUACAGAGUAAGCAAGAUUGCCACAGUUUCAAGUUUACUAUAAACUAUGCUUACCUUCCACACCUGUCUCCAGUUUUCUGGUUUUAUUUUCACUUGAACUUUUCUGGGUACACACUGUUGUACCUGCGUAAGUCCUGCAGUGGGUAGGGUGAUUCCUCCCUGCUGAAGGUGAGCUUUAUGCUUACUGCAUCUGUACAUAUGCUGAGGUUUCCAACUGCUAGCACAGCUCUCCUCGCAAAAGGAGAUGGAUCAAUCACCUGAGAUACUUUUGGUAAACUUUGUACUCGUGCUGCCAAAGGGCAGGCUUUUAAAGCUGGAAGCUCUGCUUUUGAAUUUCACAAUUCAAACCCUUUUUUUAAAGAAUGUGUUUCUAGAGCAGCUAAAGCUAGAUGAACCAGAGCCUCCUGUACAGAAAACAAGAAUCUUACCAUGAUGUUAACUUGUUUUUUAAAUAAUCACAUUAUUGAUCCCCCCAAACUGUUUUGUUUGUCAAAUAACUCUUUCCCUGUCUCUCUCUCUUUUUAAUGUAUUGGUUUAAAUUUAUUCUGUCAUGAGAUUCAUAUAUCUCCUUCACACAAAACUAACUCCAAUCAUUGUAGACAUUUGGGAUUUGUUUACAAUGUAAAGCCACACUGGUUAUGUGGCUAGCAAGCUGUAUAAACUUAAAACUGAACUUUUAAUGGGGCUGGUCCAGGAUCUCCAUUAACAGAUUACUCUUAAGAUAAGUAACUUAAAAAAGACUCUGUCAAGUAUAUGUGAAAAAGACAUUAUUAGUGUAAGGAAAUAUAUUGUUUCAGGGUUUUGGGAGGAGGGGUUUAUUAUUUACUUCUAAUUGCUUGAAAUUGUGUGUAUAUAUAUAUAUCUGAUAAUGUAUUGCUCUUAGACAUCUAAAAUUACAAAGUGUAUAAAUAUUAGAUGCAUCACUGUUCUGAUGUUGUUGCUGUUACCAACUAUUGAUAACACUAAGAAUGUAACCUGCAUUUUUCACUGAGCUUUCAAUUAAAGCCCAUUCAAAGAGAAA
This is a messenger RNA of Apus apus (common swift), 2877 nucleotides long. RefSeq names its product WT1 transcription factor (gene WT1). Gene Ontology annotation, cellular component: nucleus. Bases 386 to 1639 code for a protein of 417 amino acids. NCBI's taxonomy places the organism in Eukaryota, Metazoa, Chordata, Aves, Apodiformes, Apodidae. The record is from RefSeq and is a predicted model, not a curated record. Gene Ontology annotation, biological process: negative regulation of cell population proliferation; regulation of transcription by RNA polymerase II; negative regulation of apoptotic process. Gene Ontology annotation, molecular function: RNA polymerase II cis-regulatory region sequence-specific DNA binding; DNA-binding transcription factor activity, RNA polymerase II-specific. The transcript is spliced from 9 exons.